AGUCAUGAGAAGCCGUGGAGUGGGAGAUGAAGAAGUCUUCAAACUAAUCGAUUGUCUCGAGCACAUAUCGACGUCAGUAAUAUACCCCGAGAACGAAUCCCAAGAAAACGUAUUGUUGACGCCCGUUGGACUGCUUCGUGGUUUUGGGCAACGUUCACAAUUUAAACAAUGCUUGCUUGAGGUGCAGGCAGUUGACUAUGCUGCUAUGAAGCUUUCUAACAACAUAGGAUACUUCCAGGGAAUGAACCCACCAGCAUUAUGGUUAUUAUUGAUGUGUUCCCCUCCACCACGAAGCUCAUUUUCGAGGCAAAGGGAUCAGAAAUGGAUGAAAUUUCCUGCACCUACUUCUCCGAAAUGGUUACGAUCCGAAUGAAACCCAAUGUGUCCCAGCUUGCAGUCAUACAGUCAGGAUAGACAUUGGGCCAGACCCUUGGGCGGGCCGCCCUUUUACAUACCUUUCUUUCCCAUACGCGCCUGCAAUGUGUCAACAACAUUUGAUACCGUCAUCUGCUUGGUCAGAUUAUUUGAUGAACUGUGGUAUUUGCGGACAUUUCGGUCCUCGACGCCGAGUAGAAAGCAUGAUUGAUCGCCACUGCGAAACCUUUGGUUUGGGCCUCUCUGGUUACCUCGAAUUUGCGCUCGAGAAUGGUAUUUAUUCACUCUUACUCCAUCACGGCGCCGAUCCGAAUGCGCACCCUACACCUUUCACUUCAGCCUGGACUGACUUUGUUCGUUUCGGUAUUAAAUACCCGUCAAUAGUUACUGCUCCUGGUCCUUAUCUUAAAACACUGGAUGACUUCUUCAAGUACGGAGCGGACCUAGGUGUUUUGACAGUCGGAUUGACUUUGCGUCCUGGGGAUGCUUCAAGCCACUUACCGCUUUGUAUGAUCACUGGCUGGAGCACAUUUUGCGAGGCUUUGGAAGAUCUCCCCGGAUUCAAAACAGAAAAGGAGCUCAAAUUUAUUUCCCAGAUUACCACGAAGAUGAUUAAGCAAGCAAUGAAGACUCGGUGGCCUCUGGGAAGGCUACCAUCAAUCAUAAGGAAAGUCUUCCCCGAGGCGCCAUCAACCAAUGCUCUCUAUAAUCACUGCCAGUCAAAUAGGAGUGCUGACCUCAAGACUCGGUGUAAACGGCUGUCUGAAGAAAACCUCACGCUGGAGAGGAGAGCAAGCGUUUGAAAUUACGCUCAGCUGAUGUGAUGAUGUCUCAAUCGUUAAUUACCCAUCUAUAUCAUUGCGAUACAACAUCCUUUUUUUACGUCUUAUUUGAUGGGGUUCAAGCAAAGGAGGACUAUCUCAGCUAUGAAUAUUUCGAUAUGCCACUAGAUUGCUAUCGAGACGGGUCCAAAAAUGGGUGAUUUGGCGUUCCAACAUUUAUCUAUCUUCCUAUCUAGUUCUAUUAUAGAAGAAACUUGGCUAGGUAUUGUACUCACGAUUUUCAUUUGAACUCGAUUUGCUCUUAUCGUACGAUCUCCCCGGAACACCCGUCUAGCUCCCCGACCGUUUGA
Molecule: messenger RNA, 1507 nt
Organism: Annulohypoxylon truncatum
Lineage: Eukaryota; Fungi; Ascomycota; Sordariomycetes; Xylariales; Hypoxylaceae
Exons: 1
Coding region: 480-1178 (232 amino acids)
Source: RefSeq, a predicted model, not a curated record